GCUUGUACAAAGUGCAGAUCACCACUGCUGGAGAGAAAACAACAUCUACUAACAUCUACCACUGCUGCCCAUCAUGAUGGAUUCCUCACUGAAAAGCAACCUUGAGAGGCUGGAGUGCCACUUCACAUGGGAUCUGGGGCAAAAUCGAAAUGAGCUUCUAAAGAUGAAGAGAAACAUGGAGGAUGUGGACCAGGAAACGUGCACUUGGCCGGUUCACUAUUACAACCUGCUGGGCUACAUCCAUCAGGCUCUUGGCUCCAGCACAGAGGCGCUGAUGAACCUGGACAAAGCAGAAAGUGUGAUCCAGGGGCAGGGAACAGAAGAGGCUGGAGUUCGGCUGCAGGUCAACAAAGCUAACCUGGCUUGGGUCUACUUCCAUUUGGGAGAGAUGGAGAAGAGCAAAGAAUAUCUAGAAGAGGUGGAAAGGCUUCAGCAAAUGCAUCCUGCUCCACCUGAAUGCACUUUACACCCUGAAGUCAGUGGAGAAAAGGGCUGGACGCUGGUGAAGUUUGACUUGUCAAAGAAGCACCAGGCGAUUGAUUGCUUUAAAAUGGCUUUAAAAGCACAACCAGAUAAGAAGGAAUGGCACAAAGGACUUGCCAUGGUGAUGAACAUGGAAUUUGCACAGUCUCAAUUCACUCCAGAACAGAUUGUAGAGCAACUGAAAAUCGCACAUGAGAAAGACCCGAAUAGUUUGCUCCUUCAUGCUCAUUACUUACUAAAACUAUCUGAUCAGGAAAAUGUGUCAUCAAAAAACAUUGAAAGGGAGAUGCAAGAUUUGCUAGAAAGAACUCUUGAAACUGGAAACCUGGAGGGUUUGCACAUUAUUCUCAGGUAUUAUAGUAAAGAGAUUUCUUAUGAUAAAGCUGUUCAAAUAGCAGAGAGAGUUCAAGAAAAGUUCCCCUCUUCAGGUUUAGCAUCAAAACUUUUGGCAAACAGCUACAAAUGGAAGGUUUACAAAAUGGAAGGCAGUGAGGAAAAGAAGAUUUUUGCUAGGAAAGCCAUUAAGCUCUAUGAGGAGGCUGUCAGACAUAACCCUCACUCAUACAAAGCAAAGAUAGCCCUUGCAUCAAUGUACAGAUAUGUAAACAACAUGAAUAGAUCAGAUGAGAUUUACCAGCAGCUCCUGUCAGAGAUAAAGGAUCUUUCUCCUAAUAGGCAACAGCAUAUUUACUACAAUUAUGCCUAUCAUCUACGUGACUGUGGACAGUAUGAUGAAUCAAUCAAAUAUCACAUGAAAGUAGCAAAAAUCCCAAGUGAUUCAGUUGACAAACAGAAGAGCAUAAAUUUUCUUCAAAAAACUGUGAGAAAAGGUAAAAGCCGUCACUGUGAGGAAAUUCUGCUUAUUCUGAGAAAUAAUAUUUCUAAUUAAAAUGUCAUACUUCAUCAAACAAACAAACAAACAAACAAACAAAAUCCUUCCAUUUGUAUAAAUUUGCCACAAUUCUGAAAAUUUUAGUGGAGGUGGGAAAAUUUUCUCCCUCUUGAAAACCAUUCUGAAUCUUCUAUAAAACCAAAAAAUACCAGGCUUUUUUUGACAAGUUUCAAUCUUCAUUGGGUCUUUCAAUAAAAUUUACCUUGUUUUCGGCCUGCACCUCAAGACAUUUUUGGCAUAUAAAGGGACUGAAUAUAUUUGAUUCUGUAAUUUUGAUUACAACAAGUAACAUUUAAAGCAUGUGAUAUUGAUAAUGUUGUGUGGGCUUGACCUACUGUAAUUUGAUUGGUGAUUUUUGCCUAUGAAAUCCAUUGAGCUGUUUGAGAAGUUUGUCAGACAUUACCUGAAUCUUUUACAUGAAAGAAAUCCCAAAAAGGACAGAUCACAAACAAAGAGUAUAAGUCUUUAAAAGUAUUAUGAGGAGGGGCAGAGACCCUCGCUGCAGCAUUUUCUGGAGGGAAUUAAGACUUCUGAUUAUAAUGUGCACUAACGCAACAGUCAACUUAUAAACAAUGUCCCAAAAUCAUACAAAAAUCAUUAUUGGAGGGUGUUCUCUUUAAAUUUCACACUAUGCAUAAUAAUGAAGAAAUGGUGAAGAAAAUUAAGAAAAACAUAUAAAGGGAACAAAUAUCUUAAUUCCCCAAAUAGUGUAUGUUAUAUUUUGUUAUGCUAAUGGACUGUAGCUUCCACAGUACCUGUUCAUUGUUUCCACUGAGAUAAAACUACACUUUAGUGUACUGUAUAACACUUCUUGGAGCUGGAUCAUGUGCUUAUUGCUUCUGAUUAUAACUAUAUUGUUCACAGAAAACACAUUCACAAGUGCUUUUCUUUGAGACUUUCAUUUCUGAAAUGUGGAUAUAUAGAGGUGUUGCUUAAAGUACAUGUUUCUGUUUCAAAUACAAUAAUAAACAUUUAAUUAUAAAACACUGUUUUCACUGUUUUCUAAUCUUGUUGAUUAGGUUUUGACCUGCUCAGACCUGACCUGUUUGACCUGUUGAUUUUGUAACUUUGUUUUCAGUGUGCAGUAACAUAAAAAUAAACACCCUUUUCUCACAA
Messenger RNA from Megalobrama amblycephala (Wuchang bream), 2491 nucleotides. Its product is annotated as interferon-induced protein with tetratricopeptide repeats 1-like. Bases 74 to 1372 code for a protein of 432 amino acids. Gene Ontology annotation, cellular component: cytosol. Lineage: Eukaryota; Metazoa; Chordata; Actinopteri; Cypriniformes; Xenocyprididae. Gene Ontology annotation, molecular function: protein binding. Gene Ontology annotation, biological process: defense response to virus. The record is from RefSeq and is a predicted model, not a curated record. The transcript has 2 exons.